UCUACGGUCAUUAAUUCUCCAUCAGAUGAUUUUAUAAGAUCUACGGUCAACAAGCAACACUGUUUUUCGUCACUCCAAUACGCAGCGUUUAGCGCUGGGAUAUUCUCCGGCGUCAUUUUGAUACUUCGGGGGGUUCGUUUCUCUUUAAAGCAACGGUUUUACAAUUUCUUUCUAUUCGGUGUUUGCAUUCCAGCGAUCUCAUUUGGCGGAAGGAACAAAUGGAAGAGGAAUCAAAUGGAGGGAAAGUGGAGAAGAAGAUGGAAGGAGUGGCUUCAAUAGCAUUAUUGCCAAGUGGGUCCAUAUCUGGCCACUUCAUUGAGCUUCCCCAUUCUAUUUGCUAUGGCCUUCACGGCACUGAAUUGGCAUGUGAAAGGGAGUGUAGCAGGGGUGAGGAUUAUCGUCUGGUCAAGCUCACAAUCAUAGACUACAUUAGAAAGAAAGAACAAGUUGUGGUUGUGGAGCGUAGGGGUCAUGAUGCUGCUCGAUUGUGUAGCGUUGAUCAUGCUCAUGGUUGGGAGAAGGAUAUUGUCGGUAUGGUUGAACAAAAGCAUGGGAAGCCCAAAAUGUCAGUUUCUUUUGACUGUGAGACACUGAAAGCUGAUACAGCAGCCGAAGAUCAUAUCAGGCAGUUCAUGCCCAAAUUAGCUGGCCUAGAUGCGGUUGUUAACAUUGGCCGGAUGAGCAUUAUAGGGGUGGACUUUGAAGCUGAGGAAUAGACUUGGGAGCAGAAUUUGUGAUCUGAUAUAAAUCCACAUCAUCCACAUCUUUUCUUGUAUAUAUAGACAUAAUUAAGCGUACUAUCAUGAAUGUGAUUUACUGAAAGCUCCGUGUGCCAAAUAGGCAUAUAUUGAAUGACUACCUGUGAUGAAACACAGUAAUCUAAAGGCGCCUGAUAAAUUAAGAUUUUAGCCAACAAAA
Messenger RNA from Ziziphus jujuba (common jujube), 918 nucleotides. RefSeq lists its product as uncharacterized. The record is from RefSeq and is a predicted model, not a curated record. The transcript has 6 exons. Bases 219 to 716 code for a protein of 165 amino acids. NCBI's taxonomy places the organism in Eukaryota, Viridiplantae, Streptophyta, Magnoliopsida, Rosales, Rhamnaceae.